Pangasianodon hypophthalmus (striped catfish) is the source of this 4750-nucleotide messenger RNA. Its product is annotated as serine-aspartate repeat-containing protein I-like. The transcript has 19 exons. NCBI's taxonomy places the organism in Eukaryota, Metazoa, Chordata, Actinopteri, Siluriformes, Pangasiidae. The coding region runs from base 1647 to 4538 and encodes 963 amino acids. The record is from RefSeq and is a predicted model, not a curated record.
UUCAAGGUUAUUUAGAAAAAAAGUUAGACUAUUUUUUGCAUGUUGAUGUCAUUCAUUUGGUGGAUAUUUUGUGAUUCAUUGGUGAUUAUAUAAUAUUGGAGAGGAUGAUUUAUUUUCUGGAGUUUUUCACUGGAUAUUUUUUUUUGCUUAUUUGUUGUCUAUGCCCAUUGUCAGGUAUGCAUUUAAAGAUUUUCAGGAUUUAAGGUUUUUACUGCCUGAUGAAGACUGACACAGACGAAAUGUCUGCUCUGCGUAUUAUAAAAAUGUUUUGAGACCACUAUAGCAGUGUGCCGUCCCUUUUUCCUUCCAAAAUGCUAAAUUGCUCCUUGAUAUGAAUGUGUGCGUAUGAAUGUGUGUGUGUGUGUGCGCGCAUGGUGCCCUCUGAUGGACUGGCAUCCCAUCUGGGAACAAUCGUCCUGUCUUGUGCCCCGUGUUCCCAGGGCUGGCUCUGGAUCCACCACAAUCCUGAUCAGGAUAAAACGGUUGCUGAAGAUAAAUGAAUUAAUUAAUGCUAUGAUAUAUGAAAAAUAUACUGUUUUAUAUAGUGAGAGUGUGUGUUUAAAGCAUUGGCAUAUUAUUAUUGUGAUGCUUUUUAGUCUUCUGUGUCAAGCACAACUCAAGGAAAAGAUAUGCGUCCGCUUUAACCAGAGUUUAAAACCACAGCAUCAGCUUCCAGUAAUCACUAAAUGAUGGAUACUUGGGCUUAGAUCAGCUGCAUAUUGUCUUCCCUGGGAGCCCGUUAGAAGAAAAACAAAGAGUACAGUGUAAGGUGAUCAUCUUGCAGUGUGUGACGCAAACAUGAAAUGCAGGAAAAUAAACCAGAAAGAAACUUGCUAGUGCUCUUAACUUGUAGCUUCUCGGAUGUUUUAUCAUAGAAGAAAUAAUUUAUUAUAGACCACACCAUCAGAAACACUAUGAAUAGGCUUAAACUAUGUUUAUAAAAGCUUUUGGAUCAGGAGGCUUUUAUGUAAAAGUAGUGGGGAAAGCCUACAACAUGAGCUAUGCCUGCUUAUCAUCAGGAGAGGAUUCUCUCUGGAACUGGACACAUGGCACCCCGAAUAUUAUCUAUCUUUAAGACAGAGACAUUCUGUUUCUUGAAAGGUUUAGGAACAUAAAAUGUCUGUUUCAGUCUGUUUAGUUUGAAAAAGAUAAUAUUAGGUAGGAUUACGUAUUCCAUUUCACAGUACAUGAGUGAAAACUAUUAACAUACUCCAGAUGUGUUUCUGUCUAAGAUGAGAAUGGAUUGAGAAUGUGGGCAGUGAUUUUGUAUAUUGGUCUGAUAUAUUUGCACAUACAGAUGUGACUAGUAAAAUGGCAAAAAAGCUAAAAUUAAUGUGGAAAAUUGAUUAGUAAAUACACUAUUGCAUAACUGAAAUGUAUACAUAUGAAACAUUGGCUUGUUCCUGGUUGAUUGUCCUGCUUGUUUGAGGCAGGACCCAAAGUAGAAUGUUGUGAUGGAAUUUUUCUACAUUAUGAUGUCAUAAAGGUAAGGCUGCAGUUUUCCCUCACAAUGAGCGUUCACUUCAGACCACGUUAAGCCACUGAGGAGGAUCGCAGCAAAACACACUGAAGAGGAUUGCAGCGUUUCUACUGAAGACAAAACUGUUACUGACUUUUUUGACCACACGAGAGAGAUAACCAAGCUAAUGGAUAUCUUUGUGGAUGCCACUGAGAAGGCCACCAGCCAGAAUCUGAGAGAAAAGAUGAGCCAGAGGACAUGCGCCAAGGCUGAAGCUGAGGCUAGGGAACUGAUGGGCAGGUUCCUCAAGGAUAUUGAAGCAAAUGACAAAGAACUGAGAGAAAGGAUCCGCACUAAGGCCGUUAGGGUACUGAUGGGAAUUUUCCUCUGCGAUACUGAGACAAAUGACACCUCCAUGAAGUUCCUGAAAGAGGUGGAUGCUUUAGCAGAGGAAGAGGAUGAAGCCAUCAGUCAGGUCUUGGAGGAGGAAGAGGGAACAAUCGACCUGCCACUGGUAAACGGCAAUAAGACAGAGAAGACUGUUGAAAACAGCGGGAAUGGAAAGGAGAAAAAGAAAUGGACCAGGAGAGGGACACGAGGCAAAGGAAGGAAGAUAAAUUACAAAAAGUUCCAGGCCAACAAAGAAGAUAAGGCUGAAGCUGAGGCUAAAGCUGACGCUGAAGCUGAACUUGUAACUGAUGCUCACACUGAUGCUGAAGUUGAGGCUGAAAUUGAAGCUGAAGCUGAACCUGAGGAUGAAGCUGAGGCAAAAGCUGACGCUGAAACUGAAUCUGAAGCUGAAGCUAAAACUGAACCUGAGGCUGAAGCUGAGGCUAAAACUGAACCUGAAGCUGAAGCUGAGGCUAAAACUGAAUCUGAGGCUGAAGCUGAGGCUAAAACUGAAUCUGAGGCUGAAGCUGAGGCUAAAACUGAAGCUGAGGCUGAAGCUGAAGCUAAAACUGAACCUGAAGCUGAACCUGAGGCUGAAGCCGUUGCUGAAGAAAGAAAGCCAGAAGACACAGAAACAGAGAACAGCACAUCUCUGGAUGGAGCAAAAGGCAACAAUGCAGACGAGCCUGUUGAAAGCAUCAGGAAAGGAAACGAGAAAAAGAAAUGGACCAGGAGAGGAACACGAGGCAGAGGGAGAAAGAUCAAUUACGAAAAAUUACAGGCCAACAAAGCAGAAGAAGAUAAGGCUGAAGCUGUUGCUGAAGCAGAGACUAAAGUUGAGGCUGAAGUAGAUGCUAAAGAUGAGGUUGAAGCUGAGGCUGACCCUGAAGAAAGAAAGCCAGAAGGUGCUGAAACAGAGAACAGCACAUUCCUGGUAAACGGCAAUAAGACGGAGAAGACUGUUGAAAACAGUGGGAAUGGAAAUGAUAAAAAGAAAAGGACCAGGCGAGGGACACGAGGAAAAGGAAGGAAGAUAAAUUACAAAAAGUUCCAGGCCAACAAAGAAGCUCACACUGAUGCUGAAGUUGAGGCUGAAGCUAACAUUGAUGCUGAAGUUGAGGCUAAAACUGAACAUGAGGCUGACGCUGAAACUGGGGAUGAAGCUCACAUUGAUGCUGAAGUUGAGGCUCAAGCUGAAACUGAACAUGAGACUGAAGCUGAGGCUAAAACUGAACAUGAGGCUGAAGUUGAGGCUGACACUGAAGCUGAAACUGAGACUGAAGCCGAGUCUAAAACUGAACCUGAGGCUGAACCUGACACUGAGGAUGAAGCUCACAUUGAUGCUGAAGUUGAGGCUCAAGCUGAAACUGAACAUGAGGCUGAAGCUGAGGCUAAAACUGAACAUGAGGCUGAAGUUCAGGCUGACACUGAAACUGAACCUGAGACUGAAGCUGAGACUAAAACUGAACCUGAGGCUGAAGUUGAAGUUGACACUGAAGCAGAACCUGAUGCUGAAUGUGCUGCUGAAGAAAGAAAGACGGAUGACGCUGAAACAAAGAACAGCACAUCUCUGGAUGGAGCAAAUGGCAAUGAUGCAGACGAGCCUGCUGAAAGCAUCAGGAAAGGAAAUGAGAAAAAGAAAAGGACCAGGAGAGGGACACGAGGCAGAGGGAGAAAGAUCAAUUACAAAAAGGUCCAGGACAACAAAGCAGGGAUGCUGAAAGAGGUGGAUGAUGGAGCGGAGGCCGAAGCUAUCUGUGACCUGAUGAACAUCCUCCUGGAUGAGACAGAGGAAACUAAUGGCCCAUCUCUGGCAGGAGAAAGUGGGGAGAUCACGAUGAGUGCUGACGUUGAAGCUGAGGCUGAAGCCUUUAAUGGUUUCCUCACCGUCCUCCUGGAGGAGAUAAGGGACAAGAUCAACCUGCCUCUGGAGGGCUCUGAUUUUGCUGUUAGAAAGCUGAGAAUAUUAACUUACUUUAAAACAGAGAUGCUAAAGGAGGUGGAUGAUGGGGUGGAGACUGAAGCCAUCAACCAGCUCCAGAACGUCUUCCUGGAUCAGGCAGAGGAAACUUCUGGCCAGUCUCUGGCAGGAGAAAGUGGGGAGAUUGUGACGAGUGCCAACGCUGAAGCUGAGGCUGAAGCCUUUAAUGGUUUCCUCACCGUCCUCCUGGAGGAGAUAAGGGACAAGAACAACCUGCCUCUGGAAGAAGUUGAGGCUGAAGCUCAAGAAAGAAAUCCAGAAGAGGCUGAAACAGAGAAUAGCACAUCUCUGGAUCAAGUAAACGGCAAUAAUACAGACGGGCCUGUUGAAAACACUGGGAAUGGAAACGAGAAAAAGAAAAGGACCAGGAGAGGGACACGAGGCAAAGGAAGAAAGAUAAAUUACAAAAAGUUCCAGGACAACAAAGCAGCUGAGGCCAUAGAAAGACCACCAGAAGAUGCAGAAACAAUGAACAGCACACCUCUGGCUGAACAGAAUGGAGGGAGGAAAGAGCUGAUGGACGCCAAAGCAUCAAGAGACCAACAUAAAAGACAGACACAAAGAAAGCCACAGACACAGUCACAUGUCUGGACACACCAUGACAGAGCCUGCGAGUCAGGGUGGAGAGGACCUGCUCACUGGGACCGGAGAGACAGGAGAAUCCCGAGAAGAUCAACUCAAGACACACCAUCACAUGCUGGAGCCUGAUCUGUUGAACAGCUCACACACACACACACACACACACACUCUAAACCCAAUGCACACACUAACACACAUAUACACACACAAAACCAAUGCACACAAACACGCAUACACAGAAAACCCAAUGAACAAACAAACACACACAAACACACACACACAAAACACCCCCGCCAAGCCCCCAUCCUAACCUUAAGCCUAACCCUACCACCACCCCUAUU